AUGGCGUCGUCUAUGGGGAAACUGGGGAGAGCAGCCUCUCGUCUAUUGGCGGCUACUAGCGCCCCGAUUAUACCGCAAAACAGGAGUAUGGUUCACAAGAGCGUUUUGAAACUUCCUCCUGAUUAUCCAGAUCCAUGGCCAUAUAAAGAGAAGGGAUUUCACAGCAUUGACAUGAUUAAAGAUCGAACCAAACCCCACUUCCAUCAAAAUUCGAAACUUAUUGUGGUCGAAGGAAACAUUGGCGCCGGAAAGAGUAAAUUGUCCGCUGAACUUGCUGACCAUCUUGGACUGUACUACAUGCCUGAGUUCAAAAUGGAAGAUGUCCUCAUUGAUCGCUAUGGAAACGACUUGAGAAACUUCUAUCACCUGUUUCCUGAGAGUUUUCGGAUGCCUGACAUGGACAUGUUUUAUAAAAACCCUAUGAGCGAUAUGACAGCCAAAAUGCAACAACGCAUAUUCGAAUGUCGUUUCGAUCAGUACUUAAACGCAGUGGCUCACAUUCUUAAUACAGAUUUCAAGCAUUACUACUACGUGCGCAAGUCCGCAGUCAAACAGCUGCACUUUUGGCCUCACCUUGUCGUAUAUCUUGAUACUCCUGUACAAAAAUGCUUGGAAAAUGUAAGGUCUCGCGGAAAUCCCAAUGAGAUCGCCGCAGUGGACGAACGUUAUUUGAAGACUAUAGAGGAGUCGUAUAAGGAUUCUCUCAAGGAGUACAGGAGACAUUCAAAGAUUUUGGCCUAUGAUUGGUCGCGUCCUGGCGAUGCUGACACAGUAGUUGAAGAUAUUGAACGAUUAGAUUUUGAUUUCUUCGAAUGGCACUCUGGAGAUGUGAUGGAAGAGUGGUUUACGGUAUUAGAUGAAGUUGGUUGGACAGGAUGGCGGGAACAUGUUACCUCAAAGUUGGAUGCUCGCCAAUACGCAUUUGAUGGGCAUUUGCAACACGAAGUUGGAGAGCUUUAUAUUAAUCCACGCGACGCUGGCCACUUCAUGCACGUUAUGCGCAAAGAGGUCCUGAAAUCCCCACAUGGCUAUGGUUACAUUAAGGAGAGAGGAGAUCCUGUGGCGGGAUUGUUUAACUGGCGACUUGACCAUGUUCUUCCAGAACCAUGGUUCGAGUACUACUACAAAGAACUUUAUUUCGACGGCAUGUCUUCAAUGGAAACGUCGUUAGAUCCUUAUUCGGAUUCGUAUGAUCCAGACUACGUCCAUCAUCAUCAUUGA
This is a messenger RNA of Ostertagia ostertagi, 1221 nucleotides long. Lineage: Eukaryota; Metazoa; Nematoda; Chromadorea; Rhabditida; Trichostrongylidae. The record is from the annotation of a GenBank genome assembly.